Molecule: messenger RNA, 2391 nt
Organism: Ceratina calcarata
Lineage: Eukaryota; Metazoa; Arthropoda; Insecta; Hymenoptera; Apidae
Product: acyl-CoA dehydrogenase family member 9, mitochondrial
Exons: 1
Coding region: 361-2223 (620 amino acids)
Molecular function (GO): flavin adenine dinucleotide binding; acyl-CoA dehydrogenase activity
Source: RefSeq, a predicted model, not a curated record
UACUCUAACUAUUUAUUAAAUCAUUAUUCUUAUUAUUGACUAACAAGUAUUAUGCAUCAUGCGUGAAAAUAUUAUUUUCAUGUAAAAUAAAUUCGGCUCGAUUCGGGAGCAAGUGGCAACUGCACUCUCACUCACUAUAGACGACCAUGUUCAGAUUAAUCCACGAGGUUUCUAGAGGAUUCAUUAAAAACAUGUAAAAGAAAUUGAAAGCAAAUGUUAUGAAUAUUUGUUAUUCUGCUCGAAACAAGACAGUAAUAACUUACGUUAUUAAAUAAGUAAUUGAUACAUGUUCAAAAACUGUUGAACAUCGAUCUGUUUUUGUAAUUCAUCCUAAUCGUUGUUACUUAAAUAUAUUUAACAAUGUUUGCACGAAGAUUAUUACAAGAACAUAACAUUCUGAGGCAUUACAACAUAUUAAAACGAUACUUAAAAGAAGCUUCAGCCGCCUGUCCUAUGGAAACGCAUUUCGAACCUCUUGCCAAGAAGAAACCAGAAAGGCUAUCUUAUUUGAAAGCUUUAAUCUCAGGAGAAGCUGACAAAGAAGCUCUUACUUAUCCUGAAGAAAUAUCUCCGAGGUAUGAUGAUUUUUUUAAAUGGAUGAAGUCAGUAGAAUGUUACAUGUCAAAUUGUACUGCAUCAAACAAAGUAUUGAAUAAAAAAGAGGUGCUGGAUCAGCUUAGAGAACUUGAAGUGUUCAGGACACAUAUUGACGAACAAUACUUUGGCUUAAACUUAUCCAAUACAGAGUCACUGAAAUUGGUUGAGACACUUAGUAACUUGCCGUGGUUGGGUGCCUAUAUAAUAAAAAAUCAUAUUUUACCAGUUCAAAUAAUAUCCAAAUAUGGAUCAGAUCAACAGAAAAUGAAAUAUUUUGCAAAGAUCCUCAGUGGUGAAGUAAUUCCUUCGAUAUGCAUCUAUGAAGAAGGUGGUAGGACCAAUAUUAACAAUAUUAGCACUUAUUUAAUGAGAAAUGAUACAAAUUCAUGGCUCUUAAAUGGUAAUAAAACAUAUGUUGUUAAUGGUACCAGUUCCAAUUUGUUUUUGGUUUUUGCAAAAAAUGAGCAACCUUUUACAAAGAUAACUGGUCCAGAGUCAUUCUCGUUAUUGCUAGUUGAGAAAGAUUUUGGAGGUGUAACUUGUACAAAUGUGUACGACACAAUUGGCAGACAUGAAACGCCCACUUGUACGAUCAAUUUUCAAGAUACAAUAGUACCUCGUGAGAAUCUCAUAAGCACUGGUGCCCCUGCGUUUAAAAUAUUAUUAGAAUAUUUGAAACCUGGACAGCAAAAUAUACCUGGUCUGGCAAUCGCUAUUUUGAGAAAUUUUAUAAACCAGUUGAUACCAGACAUUUUAGAUAUGAAACAUUUCGAUAGAAAUUAUUAUGAAUUCGAUGUUGUAAAGAAGACUAUAGGAGAAAUAUCGUUUUCUUUAUACACCAUGGAAAGUAUGGCAUAUCUGACAACUGGAUUAAUGGAUAAAUAUGAGAACCAAGAUGCUGGAUUAGAGAGGGCAAUUACUGAAAAGUAUUGUGCCAAUAAAUGUUUAGAAUCCAUUCAGGCAGGAAUACAGUUGGUAGGCUCACGGAGUUAUGUGAAUAAUAAGUCGUACAUGCAAGCGUUUCAUGAUGCCAUAGCUUUGUCUACAAUGGACGCAAAUAACUUCGAUGCUGAUACGUACAUAGCUGCAAAGAUGCUACAAUUCAUUGGAAAAAAGUUGAACGAUCGCAUAUACAAGAAAAGAAAGUUCUUAGAAUUUCCUGUAUUCAAUAUGAUGGAUUCACUAUUUGAUAACUCGCGUAUAAGCAUAUCUGACGUUGAAGAGCAUCUGCAUCCAUCGGUACUCGAUGGUGUCGAACAUUUAGAACAGAGUAUAAACAAAUUUAGAGACAGUAUAAUGACAAUGUUCAAAUUCAGCGGAGCAGAGAUUUUGGACAAAUAUUCCGAUAUGCAAAGAGUAUCCCAAAUGUUGACCGAAAUAUAUGGAACGUAUGCUAAUUUAUUACGUGGGUCAAGAGCGUAUGCUAUCGGUGUUCGAAACGCGGAUAUUGACAAGAAUGUGAGUGUUCGAAUGGCAUUUACGUCUUUGAUGAGAGUAACUGCGAUUGCUGAAGAAGUAAAUGCUGGCCCGGUGCAGAACGGAGAUAAUUGUUACUUGACUACAGCGGACGUUUUAUAUAACGCGCAUAAAUAUGCUCUAGACCAUCCUUUGAAGAAGACAUUCUAGACAUUUAAUUAAUAUACCAAUUUCAUAUAUUGUACAGACGAAUGAUAAAAAUAAUAUUGAGUAAUGUAAUAUAAUAAGCAAACAUGUUUCCAUUAACGAUCAUGUAUUUAUAUGUGAAUAGCAGUGUAUAAUAUCUCUUACACUAUAUUAAAUUUAAGAGUAAAAUAA